Molecule: messenger RNA, 684 nt
Organism: Psylliodes chrysocephalus
Lineage: Eukaryota; Metazoa; Arthropoda; Insecta; Coleoptera; Chrysomelidae
Source: the annotation of a GenBank genome assembly
GCCAUAUAUUUAGUUUUGCUAAAAUUCAACAUUAUGCUUAAAUACGAAACAUGUCAGCAAUCAAGUUGAACGAAAUCCAAGAUUCGAAGUUAAAUAUAAAAGCAAAGGAGCAAACUAAACCAAAAAAUUCUACAGAGAAAGAUGUAAUAAAACCACAGAAAAUUGAAAUCUCGACAACCACAAAUAUUAAAGACCUAACCAAUAACGUUCAAGAAAAAGUUGCUGACAAAGAUGUUACAGGACAAGAUAACAGCAAUAAUCCUGAUACUGGUGAGAAUUUAAGCAAAUCAAAUACCAUUGACAACAAAGGCGAUAACAGUUGUGAAGAAAAUUCGAUUAUUUUGAAAAUUUUAGAAAUUAAAUCCCAAAUUGAGAAGAUUGAGAUGGAUAUUCGAUCGAAAACUAAAGAUAAAUUACUAGUAGAAUCAAAAAUUAUAGAAGAAACAUUGCUGCAGUAUAUUAUUAAAUUAGAUAAUAUCGAUACCAACUCUCUUGACAAGGUCAGAGAUUUAAGAAAGAAGACAAUUUUGUAUACUCAGGAUUGUUUAAAAUUGUUUGAUUCUAAAGUCCGGUGAAUCGAAUAAAUAUUUGGUUUUUGUGGUAUGUGUCUUCUAAUAUCUAAGUUUGAUCGACUUGCAAUUUUGUCACGGUAUGUUAACAACGUCAUGUACAGGACCGGUUCGC